This is a messenger RNA of Malaya genurostris, 584 nucleotides long. RefSeq names its product deoxyuridine 5'-triphosphate nucleotidohydrolase (gene dUTPase). Gene Ontology annotation, molecular function: dUTP diphosphatase activity; magnesium ion binding. The record is from RefSeq and is a predicted model, not a curated record. Gene Ontology annotation, biological process: dUTP catabolic process; dUMP biosynthetic process. NCBI's taxonomy places the organism in Eukaryota, Metazoa, Arthropoda, Insecta, Diptera, Culicidae. The transcript has 2 exons. The coding region runs from base 1 to 444 and encodes 147 amino acids.
AUGAAACCAGAAACUAAAUGCGUCUUACGGUUCGCCAAACUAACGGAUCAAGCAUAUGCGCCGACGAAAGGUUCUGAAAAGGCGGCAGGAUUCGAUCUCAAAAGCGCAUAUGAAUGCACUGUUCCCGCACGGGGCAAACAACUAGUGAUGACUGACAUCCAGGUUCAGGUUCCGGAGGGAUGCUACGGUCGGGUAGCGCCUCGUUCCGGACUAGCAGUGAAAAACUUCAUUGAUGUCGGCGCUGGUGUCGUGGACGAAGACUACCGAGGAAAUCUCGGGGUAGUUCUUUUCAAUCACUCUGACGUUGAUUUCAAGGUUGCUCGUGGAGAUCGUAUUGCACAGUUCAUUUGCGAACGGAUCUUCUACCCGGAGUUGGAGGAGGUCGGCAGUCUAACCGAGACAGAACGUGGAAGCGGCGGGUUUGGAUCGACCGGUACACAGUGAUCUGGUUGCAGAUUGCGUUGCGAAUACAUUUAGAAUAAGAAUACUUUUACAUUUCUGUUUAUAAAACCUUGCUUGUAUGGCUUAAUUUGUUGUAAUAAAAUUACUAAACUUGUGUUUACAGAACCAUUAUGCCUAGUAUU